Messenger RNA from Eutrema salsugineum, 804 nucleotides. Its product is annotated as glutathione S-transferase T2-like. NCBI's taxonomy places the organism in Eukaryota, Viridiplantae, Streptophyta, Magnoliopsida, Brassicales, Brassicaceae. The coding region runs from base 1 to 804 and encodes 267 amino acids. The transcript has 2 exons. The record is from RefSeq and is a predicted model, not a curated record.
AUGGAAUCCUCAAACCAUUAUGGUCCAACCGAAGGUUUUGUAAACCUUUUAACGAGUCAGAUUGGUAAUGAAGGGUUCUCGCACGUCAUUGAUCUUGGAUCAUCAGAAGUUCCUGUGUUCAGCACACCAACUUCUGAUGAACCAAGCCCAGUAGUUAAGCAAACGGCUCAAAGAACUAAGUCGACACCAAAGGAGGAUGUCAUUCUCAUAAGUCUUGCAGGUCAGCCAAGCCGAGGAAUAGGGCAAUGCAAGCAACGCUGGUGUAGGAUUAAUGACCAGGUGUGCAAGUUCGUCGGAUGUUAUGAGGCAACUACGAAGGAGAAGUCCAGCGGCCAGAGUGAGAACGACAUCAUGAAAGCUGCGCAUGAGAUAUUUUUCAGUAAUCACAUGGUGAAGUUCAGCCUAGAAAACACUUGGAGGGAAUUAAGACACAAUCAGAAAUGGUGUAGAUCAUCCUCUCUCAAAGACAGUGGACACUCAAAACGGAAGAAUUUUGGUGAACCAACUUCGGCUCAGUCAGUAAGCAACACCGUUGGAGGAAGCAAUGAAGAUGAUGUAUCAGAAGUGCGACCACCGGGUGUGAAAGCAGCCAAGGCAAAAGCAAAGAAUACAAACUGUGGGAAAGAAGAAGGAAAAGCACGUCAAGACUUUGAUAGCUUAUGGGAGUGUAAGCAGAAGGAUUUGGAGAUGAAGGCCAGGCUUGCUAAACACAAAACCCUCGACAAUCUAUUAGCGAAGACUGAACCACUAUCUGAAAUCGAGGAUGCCCUGAAGACCAAGUUAAUUAAUGAGUUGUUGGGUUGA